AUGCUUCUCUGCGUUAUAAUAUUGUUCGUGUGUACUGUAUGUGAAGGGAAUUCCACAGAACAGUGCCCGAAUGUGAAGACGUCCUUCGGUGCUCUGAGGAAACGACGGCAUUUAGUGUUCCCUGAUUCCACCAAUAUUGUGCUCACUAUAUCCCUGGUCAAAGCGUUCAUGACCCACGCUCCGUCUGGUUGGAACAUAGCUCUAGAAAUCGACGUACUGUUUCCGCUGCCAGAUGAGAAAUUCCUGAACGAGCACAGAAGAAAAAAAAACCACAGACAAAAAAGGGAGUUCUGGGAACGACUGGAAAAUGCUAUAGAUUUGCAUAAUCUGAACGGGCGUGCUUGUAUCCUGAGAAGUAUUUGUGAGAGCGAACGCCACCUUGCCCCACCAGGAAAGUCUUUAGUUCACGAUUUAUUGAGAGCUAUAUUUUCAUCGCCAAUAGAAAAUGAAGAAUUCAUAAACGAAGUUGGAGACACAUACAGAGAAAUGCUUGAGCCAAAGUUUUGUGAUCAUCGUUAUGAUUGUCCAUUUUCCAUCCUCAGUUUUGUACUUGCAUUGGGUAAACAGAAAUAA
Messenger RNA from Zerene cesonia (dogface butterfly), 573 nucleotides. RefSeq lists its product as uncharacterized. The record is from RefSeq and is a predicted model, not a curated record. NCBI's taxonomy places the organism in Eukaryota, Metazoa, Arthropoda, Insecta, Lepidoptera, Pieridae. The transcript is spliced from 4 exons. Bases 1 to 573 code for a protein of 190 amino acids.